AUGCGCGUGCUCGUAGUGCGCUUCGCGAGGCGGGAGCGGGAAGAGCACUUGACUGUGUCGCUGGUUCUGGGCGUCAUCAUGAAGUACAUUCUUGUUUGCGGUGCUGUGAUUAGUGGUAUUGGAAAGGGUGUCGUGGCAAGCAGCGUUGGAACAAUUCUGAAGUCGUGCGGCUUGCGAGUGACUUCCAUCAAAAUAGAUCCGUACUUGAACAUCGACGCCGGAACGUUUUCACCCUAUGAACACGGUGAAGUGUUUGUUCUCGAUGAUGGUGGUGAAGUUGAUUUGGAUUUGGGCAACUAUGAGAGAUUUAUGGAUGUCAAGCUGCACAGCAAGAACAACAUUACGACUGGAAAGAUCUAUAAGCAAGUGAUUGAACGAGAGAGGAAAGGUGAUUACUUGGGAAAGACAGUCCAAGUUGUUCCACAUGUUACGGAUGCUAUCCAAGACUGGGUGAUGGAUGUGGCUCGACAGUCUGUAGACUCUGACAAGCAGCCACCAGAAGUCUGUAUUAUAGAGCUUGGUGGCACUAUUGGUGACAUUGAAGGAAUGCCAUUUAUUGAGGCUUUCAGGCAGUUUCAGUUUCGUGCAGGAAAGGAUAACUUUUGUUGUUUGUUGGUGAGUCUGGUUCCUCAGCCAGGUCCAAACGGUGUACACAAGACUAAACCCAUACAACACAGUGUUCGUGAAUUGAGAGGACAAGGACUUUCGCCUGAUUUGAUUAUUUGUCGCAGUCAAACUCGAUUUGAGCAGUCUGUUACUCAGAAGAUAUCCAACUUCUGUCACGUAGAACCUCACAAUGUCAUCAAUAUUGAAGAUUUUGCUUCAAUCUACCGUGUUCCUCUUCGUCUUCAUGAGGCAGGUAUUGUGGCUUACUUCGCGAAACGUUUGGGUCUGCCCAUUAGUAGUCCUCGAUCAAGAACAUUUUUGUCGAAAUGGAGAGAUCUAGCAAACAGAUUUGAUCGAGUUGUUGAUGAAGUGACCAUCGCUUUGGUUGGAAAAUACACACGGUUUGAGGAUGCUUACAUUUCUGUAACCAAGGCAUUAAAGCAUGCAGCUCUGUCUGUGAACCGCAAGCUUAUAGUGAAUUGGAUUGAUGCUGAGCAUUUGGAGCACAAACUGCAGGCAACAAACCCAGUGAAGUAUCAUGAUGCAUGGAAACAGCUCUGCACUGCUGAUGGUAUUCUUGUUCCUGGUGGAUUUGGAUCUCGUGGAGCAGAAGGCAAGACUUUAGCUGCAAAUCAUGCUCGCACUAGUGGCAAGCCUUAUCUUGGUGUUUGUCUUGGCUUUCAAGUGGCAGUCAUCGAUAUUGCUAGAAAUGUGCUGGGAUGGACAGAUGCUCAUUCUCUUGAGUUUGAUCCUACAACCACCCAUCCUGUGGUAAUCGAGAUGCCUGAACACAACCCAGGCGAAAUGGGAGGCACAAUGAGGCUGGGAAAGCGAAAGACUAUCUUUACUGAUAAGGACUGCAUACUAAGAAAGUUGUACAAGAACAAGGACUUUGUCGAGGAACGACACAGGCAUAGAUACGAGGUAAAUCCACUAUACAUCGAAGAAUUUAAGAAAACUGGCCUUAAAUUUGUUGGUCAAGAUUCUAAUGAUAAACAAAGAUUGGAGAUGCUGGAACUGCCAGUGGAAAUGCAUCCUUACUUCGUAGCUGUUCAGUAUCAUCCAGAAUUUCUUAGUCGGCCUCUCAUUCCAUCCCCUCCAUUUCUUGGUCUCAUUCUUGCAGCAUGUGGCAAUCUGCAGGCAUACCUUGAAAGGGGCUCCAGGUUAUCACCGCGCUUCUUCUAUGGAAGUGAGAUGUCGGAAUACAAAGAUGAUAGUAGUGAUGAGGAGGUAAAAGAAACAUUGGCUUUUGGGGCACCAGAGACUGGACAAAUGUCUCUGACUGAGAGGGUUGAAAGUGAUCAAUAAUUUAUGAAACUCAAAGUAAGCACAAAUACUGAUAAUUUAGAAAUUGGACUGUUGUAUUUUAAAGUGAUAUUGUGCAGUUGCUGUAUGUAGAGAGUAGAUAGCAUUGCAAUUACAUCACAUGUAAAAAG
Molecule: messenger RNA, 2042 nt
Organism: Corticium candelabrum
Lineage: Eukaryota; Metazoa; Porifera; Homoscleromorpha; Homosclerophorida; Plakinidae
Product: CTP synthase 2-like
Exons: 15
Coding region: 1-1914 (637 amino acids)
Biological process (GO): CTP biosynthetic process; pyrimidine nucleobase biosynthetic process
Cellular component (GO): cytoophidium; cytoplasm
Molecular function (GO): identical protein binding; CTP synthase activity
Source: RefSeq, a predicted model, not a curated record